AUGCAUAUAAUGCCGAUUGAGACAGUUGACCUAAUGAAUUUUUAUAACAUUAAAAAAGCAAGUCUUCUGUAGAGGGGCAUAAGUGAAAGCAAAAGAAACUCAAUAUUGAGUACUAAUAACGAUGGAACUUUCAGUCUGCUUUAGACUAAUACGUAGUUAUUAAACAGCAAUAAAAUUGAGAAUCUAAAUUUUAGACAGUUCAUGCUUAAACUUUGUGGUCCUCAUGAAUAAAUAUAGGGCUGUCCGAUAAAUUUUACAGACACAGCUUUCUUCGAUGACUAAGGUAGAAUAACUGAAGUUGUUAGAACUGAUAAAGAUGGCUUUAUAUCAUGUACUAGAUAAGAGUAAAAAUUAAUCUUACAGGAUAUUAGGAGAACCUUUUCCUACAUUGUUAGAGAAAGAAGAAAGGAAUUAUCAUUUGAAUAAAUAAAACUUUAGCAAUAAAGAUAGGCGGAUCUUAAAGAUAAUAAUAGAGAAGGAAGUAGCUCAAAUAUGUUUCUUGAAAAAUAGUUGAGUGUUAUAAGUAAAAAUAAAACAGAGUAAGGUAAUAACAACGAUAACACUGUUAAUAAUCAACAGUUUUAGUCUAUAUAAAAGUCUAGAACAUCCAAAGAACCAUAUAACUAAUCUGCGAUAUUUGAAGAUGAAAAUGGUGAUGAAAACUAGCAACAUUAUAAAGAUGCAGCUAUACUCAGAGAUAAUGAUGGGUGUGUAAAAGUAGAAAAUGAAUCCGAGUUCAUAAGUGAAUUUAGAAGAAGAGCAAAUGAUCCAUUUUGGAAAAGUUUAGAGUGCAUUCAGACUUGUGUAAAAAGUAAAGUAGGAUUAGGCAAGCAUAUUUUCAUUCCAUUUAAAGUAGAAGUAAAAAACAAGGAACAUAUAAACUAAGAAAUUGAGUACUAAUUUGAUUUGAUUGGCAAGAGAGAAGAGUAAAAAGUUAUAGAUGAUGCAUAGUUUCAUGGGAUUAUUUAAACAAACUUUGAGAUUUAAAAAGAAGUUGAAGAAAUAUUGCGAAGGAUUGAUCCUCAUUCUUACUGCCAAAGAUAGGCUUUAAAAAUAGGCUACUAUAUAUAGCAAAUAUAUCAAAUGGAGGUAAUAUAAAUGGAUCUGGACUUCUUUCAAGACGAUAAUGGCAAAAUCUGGUUAUUUUAUGCAAAGAAUGUUACAGUUAGACAUAUGAAAAAGACUGCUCUAUAGCUAUUAAAGGAAUAGUAACAGUAAUUAAUCCAACAGAAUAAAUCACAGUAGAAGUCAAUGGUAAAUAAAAAUCAAUUUUUCAAAGAAGAUUCAUUUUUUACAGGAUAAACUAGCUAGCAAUAAAAUAGGAAAAGAAAGAUGUCAAGUUUUGUCUAGAAUAUGUUCUAGAAGAAGGAUCAGUAUUCAAUUGAUUAGCUUGAAAAGGUGAUGGCUUAGUAUUUCGAUAAUAUGAAAGACAGCUUGAGAAUAAUGAAAGAAUUUGAAAGUAGUGGAACUGAUGAGGAGUCUUCCUCAGCAAUGAAAGCAUUAAGGCCUAAUGUUAAAAAUUUUGAAAAUUCAAGCUAAAAGUUUAAAGAAGUAGUAGCUCAAGAAUCAGCAAGGAGGAAAAAGAUGAUGUAUUCAAAUAAAAAUUUCUAUUCGAUCACUAAAGACUUCAAUAAAAUGAAUAAAACAUUUAUAACUCAAGAUCAGAGCACCAAAAAAGAUAAGAUAAUAAUCCCUUAGAAUGAAUUAAUAAGAAGAUACAAUAAUAAAAGUAUCAAUCAAACUACAAUAGAAAAUAAGGAGACAUAUGAGUCAACUAUUUAGAAUGUCUCAGAAUAUAACAAGACUCAAAUGAAUUAUGCUAAAUCUCUGUAUCUUGAUAAGCUAGAGAAUAAAUCUAAUGCCUCAUCUAAGAUGAAGAAGUUAGACUCUUCUUUCUUUAACAAUAAUGUGUAGGAGUUUAUUAUAAAGAGAAAAAACUAUGAAUAAACUUAGAUUAAUUAAUACAAAGAUAAACUUAAAGAAAAACUAAGAGAUGCAUAUGCAAGAAGAGACAUGGUAAAUACUGCAAUGACUAAUUACUUAGACACGAGUCAGUUGCUCUAAGCUAAUGAGAACAGCAGAAAUAAUAGUCAGUUUAAAGCUUACACUUCUUAGACUGGAAGAAAAUUCAACAAGAGCAGUAUUCUUGCUUCAAAUUAAAAACUAUAUCGCUAGACACAAUAAUAUUGGAAUAGAUCGAGCAGUAAAUAUGAGAUGAAAUAAACAAUAGACUACAAUAGUGUAAACAAGAUAAGCUCAAUGAGAAGUGAAUACUAGUCCACCCCUAUAAUGAACUAGGUUAAUAAAACAGCUUAUUAUUGA
Messenger RNA from Stylonychia lemnae, 2322 nucleotides. NCBI's taxonomy places the organism in Eukaryota, Ciliophora, Spirotrichea, Sporadotrichida, Oxytrichidae. The record is from the annotation of a GenBank genome assembly.